This is a messenger RNA of Ananas comosus (pineapple), 1167 nucleotides long. RefSeq lists its product as uncharacterized. The record is from RefSeq and is a predicted model, not a curated record. The transcript has a single exon. Lineage: Eukaryota; Viridiplantae; Streptophyta; Magnoliopsida; Poales; Bromeliaceae. Bases 214 to 720 code for a protein of 168 amino acids.
AACACUUCAUGGCCCCCCACCCGACUCCAUACACCAAUAAAACCAGCCUGUCCAAGGCUGUGAACCAUUAUGUCGCUGCUCUCUCUGCUCCCCCUCUUCUCCUCCUAACAACAAAAGGAGCAGAGGAGGUGGAGGAGUCACCUCUCUCUCUCUCUCUCCCUCUCUCCUUGUUUCAUCUCUCUAGAUCUCUUUGUGCUGCUUCAUUAGAUUAGCAUGGCCACCUUCCUGGAGAGCAUCCAAAAGAGAAGGUUCUUUCCGAGCAUGCCACUCAAAGACGACCUCCCAAUUUCUCAAGGCGCCCAAAAGGACACCCACCUCAUAGGCCUUAGGAAGCGGAUCUCCUCCUUCUCGGUCAAGAUCCAGCCCAUAUCCUCGGCCUCUACCGAAUGGGCCUUCCGGAGGUCCAAGUCCAUGCCCUCCGUCCUCGGCGGCUUCGGCUUCGGCUUCACGGCCGCUCCGAUACGGCGCUGGUGGGAUCUGGGCUGGCGUUGGAUCCUCUCGCGGAAGCCGGCCUUCGCCGGCGACCUCGAGAUGAACGAGGAGGAGACUGCAGUCCUCGGCCGCCAGAGCAAAGGUAGCUUGCGCCACAUCUUCUACAAACUGCGCUCCGAGGUUCGGAAGCUCGUCGGAUCCGAUAAGCUGCCGACCACGCAGAAAUUCAGGUACGAUGCCAUCAACUACGUGCAGAAUUUCGACAAUGCCAAGCAGCUCGAACAAUGAGUGCGGGAAAGAAUUAAUUGGAGCACGCCUAGUUUGAAGCAUGCAUGGGUGAUCUUCAGAUUCAGAUAUUUUUGUUCGUUUUUUUUUUUUUUUUUUAAUCUGCUUUUCUGGGGAUGGAAAUUAAUUAAUGGUGUUCGAAUCGAAGGGACGGAUGGUUGGCUAGAAAUUAUGCGCCAGAUAAUUUAUUAUUCGUCGAUCGUCGUAUUUUGGUUAUUAUUAAGUGAUCUAUAUAUUGAGAACUGAUACCAGGGAGGAAACUUCGACCGCACUCCAACAGAUCUACAACUCUGAGACGCUCAAGAGUACUGUUAUCUGCUAUCAAUCCUAGAAAUGUAAUGUAAUCUAUUUCUAUUUUUUAUUUUUUUCAAUUCUUUUAAGUUAUUAAGCAGACCGUGCAAUGUAAUUAAAUAUUCUCUUUCAAUAGUAUUAUGAAAUUGUAGCUACUCA